This is a messenger RNA of Capsella rubella, 1737 nucleotides long. RefSeq names its product putative E3 ubiquitin-protein ligase UBR7. Gene Ontology annotation, molecular function: ubiquitin protein ligase activity; zinc ion binding. Gene Ontology annotation, cellular component: cytoplasm. Bases 192 to 1481 code for a protein of 429 amino acids. The record is from RefSeq and is a predicted model, not a curated record. NCBI's taxonomy places the organism in Eukaryota, Viridiplantae, Streptophyta, Magnoliopsida, Brassicales, Brassicaceae. The transcript is spliced from 6 exons.
AAUAGAUCCUUCUUUCUCCCCAACCCUUGUGUGCUAGCGAGCUUCUUAUUACCUUCAUUUCCCCCAAAGUAUUUCUCUCUCUGCCUUGGUUUUUCUUCUAUGUCUUAAAAAGUGAGAACCUUUAGGUAUUUUUCAAGUCUGACAACUUCAUCAAUUACUGGCUGGAUUUCUUGUGAGGAGUGAUUGCGGAAAUGGCAUCGGGUGGUUUCGAAGAGGAUGACGCUGAGGGAACUAUAACGAUCAAUGAAUAUAUCGAACGCAUGGACGCAGAAGAGCUGGCAGCGGAUUUGGUGUUGGGUGGAGAUGAGGGAGAUGAGUGUACUUACCCCAAGGGUUACAUGAAAAGACAAGCAAUUUUCUCAUGCAUUACAUGUACACCAGAGGGGGGUGCUGGUAUUUGCACUGCUUGUUGCCUAUCUUGUCAUGAUGGCCAUGAGCUUUUGGAGCUGUGGACUAAGAGAAAUUUUCGAUGUGAUUGUGGGAACUCCAAGUUUGGAACUUUAGCGUGUAAGCUUCUCCCUAGCAAAGAUAUAGAAAACUCUGAGAAUUCUUACAACCAUAAUUUCAAAGGCUUGUACUGCACUUGCGGCCGACCUUACCCUGACCCAAAUGUGGAAGAACAAGUGGAGAUGAUACAGUGCUGUCUCUGUGAGGAUUGGUUUCACGAGGAGCAUCUUGGUCUCAAACCUUCAGACAGUGUUGGUAGCCAGAUUCCAAGAGAUGAAGAAGGCGAGCCGAUCUAUGAGGAUUUCAUUUGUCAAAACUGCUCUCCACUUUGUUCGUUUCUGACACGUUAUCCUGAGAAAUUGUGGGUUGCUGCUCAAGUAGAUUCCACAGGUUGUGCUAAUGCUUGUUCAGAGACAGUUGAGUCAAACAAAACCCACAUGGAUUCGGAACCCGGCCAGCUAGAGAACAGUACUGAAGCCGAGAAAUCUGUGAUGCGUAAAUGUUCUGAGAAGAUCAGUAAAUCUGAACCUGGCAAUCUUGAGAACAGUUCUGAAGCAGUGGAAUCUGUUGUGCAAAAAUGUUCUGAGAAGAUCAUUGACUCUGAACCCGUUCCUGCCAAUGGUUGUGCUAUUGGGACGGAUAUAAACUCCUUUCCUGAUUUUGAGAAGAAACCUUUGUUUUUGUCCAAAAACUGGAGGAACAUCCUAUGCAGAUGCGAAAAGUGUCUUGAGAUGUAUAAGCAGAGAAAGGUAAGCUAUUUACUUGAUGCAGAGGAUACAAUUGUUGAGUACGAGAAGAAGGCGAAAGAGAGAAGAACAGAGAAACUGGAGAAACAAGAAGGUGAAGCACUUGAUCUUUUGAAUAAUCUCGACCACGUAGCCAAAGUUGAAAUCCUUCACGGUAUCAAAGACUUCAAAGAUGAAUUGAAGGGUUUACUGGAGUCUGGUAGUGGUGGGCCGUCAAAGGCGAUAACAUCUGCAGAUAUCGACCAAAUGUUUUCAAAUCUGAAAAACAAACGCAAAAGGAUGGAGUGAGAGGAGAGUUAUGAGAUUUUAAGGUAGUAAAACUCUUUUUUCAUCUGAUGGUAACUUUCUUUAGAUAUGUUGUUUCGUUAGUUUGAAAUGGGAAGUGAGGAGGUUCCUUGUUCCUCUGCUCUGGUCUAUCUUUAUUUUCUAAGUUAGGCAAAAAAAAAACUCUUUACUUCAGUGUAUGAGGUUUGUAGCGUAAUUGUAACAGUUGACUAUUAUAUAUAAGCUAUUAGUUCUAGAACUACUAUUUACUAUUUUUCAA